This is a messenger RNA of Hydractinia symbiolongicarpus, 826 nucleotides long. RefSeq lists its product as uncharacterized. Gene Ontology annotation, molecular function: DNA binding. Bases 338 to 826 code for a protein of 162 amino acids. The transcript has a single exon. NCBI's taxonomy places the organism in Eukaryota, Metazoa, Cnidaria, Hydrozoa, Anthoathecata, Hydractiniidae. The record is from RefSeq and is a predicted model, not a curated record.
CUAUUUCUAAAACAUUUGUAGGUUCGGAAAUUUCCAUGUCUAUGGAACAUUUAUUCUACUGAUUACAAAGACAGAAACAUCAAAAAUAAUGCAUGGCAAGAAUUGGCAAGAAUAUUUCAAAAGGAUUGUAAGUAAACCCCUACUAUCUCAUAGCUACAUAUAUAUUUGCUGUUGUUUUUAUUUUUAGAAAGAAAGUAAAAUCACAUAAUUUUUGGAAUCUGAUAUUAAAUAUAUACUGUGUAUAUAUAUAUUUUUAUUAUUUGUAGGUGAAUUCCUUCAAAAGCAACUAAAAUAUUUAAAAGACAACCUGAAAAAAUGUCUCGACAGAAGAACAAGGAUGACAAAAUCAGGUGCAGCUGCUUCGUCGUUACCAAAAUGUAACUAUUUUGAACAGAUGUCCUUUCUUUAUGAAAGAGCACCUAUGAACUUCCCAACUGAAAGCAAUGUACGGAUACAGAGUAAAGAAAAUACAGAACAAACGUGUUCAAAGGAAAGCGUUGAUCAACCCCCUGAUGUAGAUUUGUUCACACCACCACAAUCUCCUAUGAUUUUGAACAAAAUUACGGACAAUGGCAGCGCUACUGUCACGGCAAAGCGGGAGAAAAGAAAACGUAGUGAGAAUGCAGAAGGAAAUAGAAUUUUGAAAGAGUUGGAUGCAAUAGAGAAAGAAUUAAAAGCUGGUGAUAAAGAGGAAUGUGAAGAUAGUCUUUUUUGCCGUAGCCUAGUGCCCACUUUAAGAAAAUUAUCUGCCAAGAAGAACAAAAUGGCAAAAAUUAAGAUUUCACAGCUGUUGUUUGAAAUUGAGUUUGAUGAGGCAUGUGAAUAA